Eruca vesicaria subsp. sativa (arugula) is the source of this 768-nucleotide messenger RNA. The record is from the annotation of a GenBank genome assembly. NCBI's taxonomy places the organism in Eukaryota, Viridiplantae, Streptophyta, Magnoliopsida, Brassicales, Brassicaceae.
AUGUCUUUCCCACGUGGUGAACACAGUGACAAGAGAGCUGGGGACCGUGAGGCCUGUCAUUCCCGGUCACGAAGGGAAGAUCACUAUACUCGCUAUCCUUCUAAUCGGAUCUUCCGGAGGCAUGAUGAGAGGAGAGCCGAAGCGCGAAACAAAGGAUCAAGAUAUGGGAAGGGGCCUUAUCAUUGUGAUGGCCAUAUCUCCUGGCGUGAAAAGAGGAGUACAACUGAACCUCUAGCACAAAAGGCCCCAGCAAAGUCAGUGAGUAUAUAUGAACAUGUGGACGAUCAUGAUGCUGUCAUUCCAGAUGCUGGUUUUACUUCCCGAAGUAGCAAUCAUAUUGUUGCUACAGAUGGAAGUCAAGUGAAGCGCUUGGCGAGCAUUAUUGUGUCUUCCGGUUUUCAACGUGGUCCUAUGGCUGACAAUGUGACAAUUAGAUGCAAGAGUGCGGCGAAGCAAUUAAAGUAUUCAUCGCCACCAAGGCCAGCAGCAACUAGUGAUGAACAAGUUAUAGGAGCUUUAAGUGAUAUUGGAGUCAUGGAGGAGGAUGGUGGUGGCGAGGAUUUGCUGCUUGAGGAUGAUCUCUUUGAUGAUGAGCUUAUGGAUAUUGAAGACAAGACUCAGGAGAUGGAAAGCUCGUCAAAGGCAAUGAGCUCAUCUAGACGCAUGAAACACCAAAAGGAUAAUGGCAAGAAGGGACUAUUGCCUUCACUCAUAAGGUGGGGGGAAAAGGAGGGGCACGGCGAUCUCACGGUGGGUCUAGGAGGGUGA